UUUUUCCUCUAUACUUUACUUGUUUUGGCACGAUGUGCAUACAUAGUUGAUACAGUUGUAGCAUCUCCUUAGUUUUCCGAUCAGUUCGACUCCGGACUGCAGCCACCACUACCAGUGAGCAGGUGAAGACCAAUCAUCAACAUCAUUACUACCAUGAUUACCUGUAAAUAAUUGGUCGAUUCACGCUGGCCAGCUCGGCUGGGAGUGUGUGAUGGCUGAUGCAUGGCGAGGUUUUUUUAGCUUUGCGGUCCUGCUAUUCGCGCCAGGAUUCUGACGUGCUUGUAGCGUCCGUGGAAUAACGUAAAAGCAGCGGUAUCUUGAGCGACUUAUCAAAGCUGAUGAUCCGAAGAGCUAGAGUCUGAGGUGAGAAGCCAACGUGCUCAAACAUCAUCGUUCUGGAGCUAGCACAAUGGGGGUGUCCGGCACUUUCUCAGCGCCGGAGACCUUUCUCUGUCAACAAUAGCGCGCAGCUUGAGUGGCGUGCGGAGCACGACAGAGUCCGAAUAAAUCCCAGAGUCCUUGGUCAGGAUGCGAUUAGUCUUGCGUUCUGUUGUCGGCAUUCAUCGUUACGUUAGUUGUUGUUCAACGUUCAUCGAUGUUCGGUGUUCGUUGUGGGUAUUCUGCUGUUGUUUUCCGUUCUUACCGGUUUGCCAGUCGGUCCUGUCUUGGACAUCAUCCUGCCAAUAACACCCGGUACCAGUACCAUACUGUACCAGUGUACCGCCAUACCGUACCGGUACGCGCGGUAUACUGGCGUUUCGUCGUACAUCGUAAUACCGUACCGUACACCGUACCGUUCGGUUGUCGCUUCCAUCCGUCCCGGUCACCGGAUAAAACCUCUGUCGGAGAAGAAUCUUACCCACUCUAGGUCAAUGAUGUCGUCAGCUGUUAAACAUGUGUUUGCCCUCAUCUCUGGCAUGGCAGUUAUUUUGGCGAUGGUGCCUGGGAACGUAGUGCACGGUGAAGUCACCCCUAAUAUCCCAGGAUUGCCUUCACCUACUCGAGCAAUGCCAUCACUGGAGACAACACCACCGACAAUGGCCCCAACUGAAAGUAGUCAUAAAAGUAGUCUUGCAAGUCCCACCGGAACAACGGCUGCCGCAAGCCCAGUUCCGAUGAGUGUUAACUCAACCCCGGAUGACCGCACAGGCAUGAUGCUUGUUAACUCAACCCCGGAUGAUCGCAAGCUGUGGACAUCAUCAGCACCGGGCAAACAGUUGCUGGUUCACACAAGCCGGGCACCAUCUCGUGACAGGCCCACAAACUGGGCACAACACGCUGAUAACGGACGUGAUAGGAGGAAUGAAGUCAUCUUGAUUGCAAUCCUCAUCGUUGUCAUCAUCAUAGUCCUCCUGCAGUCAAUCCACUUCUAUUGCCACUGGCGGCGAAGGAGUGAACGUCUAUCCUUUGACGUGGAUCCUGAUUUACUGCGUUUCCGGAGCAAGCACACGACACCCCUUCCGUAUGGCACAAGAUCAACGGAUCGCCAUGAUUCCAUCAGCUCAAUAGAGAAGAUUCCCAGCUAAAUGCCGCAUCAGAAACAGACUUACGUUAACUCGGGCAUCUUCCGUCUAGUUCCCAAACGAAAGUGCAACGUUACGUGAUAACAACAUGCAAAGCCACGCCAACACUCAACUCUUCAUAUCAUGUAGUUGUUGGUUGGCAAAGACACCAUCUCUGGCAGUUCUGCUUUUUGUUUUCCACUGUCUCAUCCCUGUCAUAAUCUCUUGUUAGCAGAGCGUCACGGUUGUUGUUGUUUUCUUUAUUUGAAUUCGCUAAAACCAAACGGACAGAACUGUCCAGUGACUAGGGAGCGAAUGAUGAGCGUCAUAAUCACUAUGCAUCAAAACAUCUCAGCUAGGGCAAAAUGAGACAGACUAUAUUAAAGGAGGGUUUGCACAACACUUGUACAUAAAGGGGAGUACGAGAACGAAGUCGCGGCAGAAGUCGAAGCAAGAAAGGUUACAUGCUAACAUCUGCGUCCUCGGUUUACAUUCGUACUGUGUCUUAGCACUCGGUGGUUGUGAAGCCGGCCAUGAUGCCUGAGAACUAUGAGUCAGUCUCUUUUGUGUUUACUCAGUACUAUCCAGGCCUCCCUACCUUAGCCCUCCGUAGAACAAUCCUCUCAUCUUGUACAUUGUGCCCUGAUCCCCAUCUAGCCGUGGUGUUCAUUGUUCACAAUCAUGACCACGGGUGUUGAGAAGCUGAACCAUGCUCCAAUUGUUUGUCGCUGUAUGUCCCAAUAGUCGGGGCCAAUACCCAAUCACGGUAAGAACAGUUCUGCUCCUGUGCACGGGAAUUGUACUCUCCGUAUAUAGAACUAGUUCUCUUACUCCUUUUUCGUAGCGCAAUCCUAGAUUGGCUAGGGUACCCCGUAAGGAGACCAUAGGUCUGUGGGGACUGCCCUAGAGAAACAAUUAUGAAUAAAUACUAUACUAUACUACUUUAACCUGUUUCUUUCUCUUUCGUGUUUAUUUCUUCUUCUUUGUUCCUUGGAUAGCACUUGAAGUAAUAUUUUGUGUGGCAGUGCUGCCGAUCCAUCAAGCUGAAAACUGAGAAAUAAAUAGAACAGUACAAAAUUA
Molecule: messenger RNA, 2582 nt
Organism: Sycon ciliatum
Lineage: Eukaryota; Metazoa; Porifera; Calcarea; Leucosolenida; Sycettidae
Exons: 6
Coding region: 873-1526 (217 amino acids)
Source: RefSeq, a predicted model, not a curated record